Molecule: messenger RNA, 1372 nt
Organism: Callorhinchus milii (elephant shark)
Lineage: Eukaryota; Metazoa; Chordata; Chondrichthyes; Chimaeriformes; Callorhinchidae
Gene: unga
Product: uracil DNA glycosylase a
Exons: 7
Coding region: 45-1076 (343 amino acids)
Biological process (GO): base-excision repair; base-excision repair, AP site formation via deaminated base removal
Cellular component (GO): nucleus; mitochondrion
Molecular function (GO): uracil DNA N-glycosylase activity
Source: RefSeq, a predicted model, not a curated record
GCGUAGAAAUCUGGCGCCAAAAAACACUCGUGGGGGCGGUUUCAAUGAGAAAGUCACUGUUUUUGGUGAAAGAGACAGAUGCGCUUUGGGUUUUUUUGUCUUUGGAGUCGUACAGAGCGAACGCUAUCAGUCGGCGGUGUCUCGAGAUGAUCGGUCAGAAAACCAUCGCAUCGUAUUUCAGCUCCAAAACCAACACCAACACCAGGAACCCGUCUGAGGUCUCCGGGAAUGGAGAGGAGGAGAACCCACCGCAGCAGGUGGCUCCCGGAAAGAAGGCCAGAGUCGACCGGGGUGACGAGGAGACCCAGCCACUGAAGCCGAGCUGCCCGCUCAGCCCCGAGCAGUUGUCCCGCAUCGAGAGGAACAAACGGGCGGCUCUGCUCAGAUUCGCGGCCAGGAAUGUGCCCGAGGGCUUUGGGGAGAGUUGGAAGAAAGAGCUGCUACAGGAGUUCAACAAACCGUACUUCAUGAAGCUGAUGGAAUUUGUGGCGUUAGAGAGGAAACGUUACACAGUUUACCCGCCUCCCGACCUGGUCUUCAGCUGGACGCAGUUGUGUGGCAUUGAGGAUGUGAAGGUGGUGAUUCUCGGCCAGGACCCUUACCACGGACCGAACCAGGCUCACGGGCUGUGCUUCAGUGUGCAGCGACCUGUGCCCCCACCCCCCAGUUUGGAAAACAUGUACAAGGAGCUGAAAUCCGACAUCGAAGGCUUUGAACAUCCAGGACACGGCGACCUGACCGGAUGGGCGAAGCAAGGCGUGUUGCUGCUGAACGCGGUGCUGACGGUGCGAGCGCAUCAGGCGAACUCGCACAAGGAGCGCGGCUGGGAGGCCCUGACUGACGCCGUGGUGUCCUGCCUGAAUCGUACCCAGCACGGGCUGGUCUUCAUGCUGUGGGGGGCCCACGCACAGAAGAAGGGGAGCUCCAUCGACCGGAAGCGACACCACGUACUACAGACAGCCCAUCCCUCCCCCCUCUCCGCGCACAGGGGCUUCCUGGGCUGCCGACACUUCUCCCAAACCAACGAGAUCCUGGUGAAGGCGGGGAAGACUCCCAUCGACUGGAAGGCCCUGUGAGGCCGGGGGUGUCCUGCGGAAUUCCCCCUCCUCUCCCCACCGCCCCCCACCCACUGAAUGACGAACUCACACCAGAUCUGCUGAUAGAUUUAUGGGGGAGUGAGUGACUGUAUAAGGUUUCUUUUACACACAGUCAAAAGCCAAUUUACGAAUACUCCCACCACAUCUUUGGAUGCCAGUCUCUCCCAGGAGGGAGGGGGCAACGGAGGUAAGUAUAAGGUUUAUAAUGCAAUCUCUCUCGUCAGUUGCAAGCGAGAGAACCAGGGUUUGAUUCCCGGCCGGGCGGGGCAAAACUU